AUGGCUAUUAAGGUGUACUUAGAGAAGGCCUAUGAUCAAAAUCGGUGGAGUUUUCUUAAGGAUACUCUGCUUGAUAUUGGCCUUCCUGACAAUUUUGUUUCUGCCAUUAUGAGAUGUGUUUCUUCUUGUUCUAUGCAGGUAGCUUGGAACGCCUCUCUUGAUCAGGCUGAUGUAAUUAAAGGCGUUUUGGAAGAGUUUUGCGAAUCGGGUCAAAAAGUGAAUGCUAAUAAAACCCAUGUCUUUUUCUCUAAAAAUGUCAGCAGCAAUCUCAAAAUGCAAAUGAGUAGAGCCUUGGGUUUUAAAGCCACUGAUAAUCUAGGGAAAUAUUUAGGGGUUUCCCUCUUGCAUGGUAGAAUUAAUUUGGCUUCUUACUCUUAUAUCCUUGAUAAUGCUAAAAAACGUUUAUCUGAAUGGAAUGCAGCUCAUCUGUCUAUGGCAGGUCGGAUUACACUUGCCACCUCGGUGAUAGCUUCUAUGCCUCUUUAUGCGAUGCAGACAACAAAGCUGGCCAAGAGCAUUUGCAAUAAUAUUGAAAAAUCUUAUAGGAAAUUUAUUUGGGGAUGCUCUGCUGAGAAUAGGAAAGUCAUGCUCAUCCCGUGGAAUGAAGUUAGGCAACCUAAAGCAGAAGGAGGGCUUGGUUUUCGUAAUUUACAAUAUCUCAAUGAUGCUUUCUUGAUGAAAUUAGGUUGGGGUAUUAUGAAUGAUGGAGAUGCGCAUUGGGCUCAAGUUCCUCCUCUAAAUAUAAGCUCUUGGCGGACGGUCAUCCUAAUGAGAACCUCCGUAAUAGGGCCUCUAUAA
Messenger RNA from Jatropha curcas, 798 nucleotides. RefSeq lists its product as uncharacterized. The record is from RefSeq and is a predicted model, not a curated record. NCBI's taxonomy places the organism in Eukaryota, Viridiplantae, Streptophyta, Magnoliopsida, Malpighiales, Euphorbiaceae.